This is a messenger RNA of Klebsormidium nitens, 1351 nucleotides long. NCBI's taxonomy places the organism in Eukaryota, Viridiplantae, Streptophyta, Klebsormidiophyceae, Klebsormidiales, Klebsormidiaceae. The record is from the annotation of a GenBank genome assembly.
AGUUUGUAGGGAGUCGAUCUUGGCGAUGCCUCCAUCUUCUAUCUUACUAUCUCAGUUGGAGCGCUGGCAAAUGCGAUGUAAGGUUACUGCUGCAGUAGCUUGGUCAGAAGGUCUCCCAAAUGCACAAGUUGAUCAGGUUGACUUCCAUAAACCGGCGCGUUUCGCCACCAGGGCAAGGUCUUACACACAAACGGGACCGCAGCAGAGACGAUCUUAGAAGUUCUAGACAAUUAUCAAGGCCCAGCAAUGUAUGUGCUUUCAAGAGCGAGACACAAUGUGACAUCAAACCGGGUGAUGCCAUUUUUGUUGGGCGCUCUUGUAACUGCCAUCUUCUUUCAGACCUCAAGCUUGGGCACCUUCUUCAGCAGUGGCACCAUUGCUGAGGUCCAAGCUGUUUCCGUAGAGGUAAACAGGACACGCAUUGAUGCUCUCUUUCAGAAGCUAUGGAAGGAACGCGAGGGCCAAGUGUGGAUGUCAAAAGAGGAGGCACAGAUGGUGGUGCAAUAUUUGGAGCCAGGGCAGACCAUGUGGGAGUGGGGUAGCGGGGGCUCCACCACUUUCUUCUCCCACUUUGUGUCAGAGUAUUAUUCAGUUGAGCAUGACGAGGUCUGGUUCAACACCGUCAAGGAGCAGCUGACAGCCGACCCUGUUCUUUCGAAGAAAGUCAGCUACCAGCAUGUUGCGUCAGUGCCUUACGAGCGGGUGUGGCCGGGCCCCCCCUCCAUCGGGGCAAAUUAUGCACAGUACAUCAGGGCUGUGCCGGAGGACCUCAAGGUGGACCGCUUCUUAGUGGACGGCCGGGCGCGGCCGCAGUGCGCCAUCGAGGCUUUGUUCCAUUUUCGAGACCCCCAAGACUCAAUCCUGUUCUUGCACGACUUCUGGGACACUGUGCAGCGGGGACACUACAAGCUCGUCCUACUCCUGUACGAGAUGAUUGACACAGUGCUCGAGGAGCAGAGUCUCGUCGUCCUAAGGCCCAAACCUGAUUGGAGGGAGCGCCUCGCACGGUUUGCGUAUCCAGAGUGGUGGGUCGGGGCGACCGCGGACGACUCUGCAACUCCGGUACAGAUUAUUCGCGUGCUCGACUGAGUAGCAGUAAAGGCAGACUGUGAGGUAGGUACAGUAGAAAGCUACUGGUGUUUUCGCAUCUUUUGCGCGCAGCUUUAAAUGCGAGGGUUGCGGAGCAAGCAAUCUACUUUAGGAUCGACAGCAGGGCACUCGUGAGCAACCGCUGGCCGCGGGCAUGUAAUUCUUACUUUUUGUUGUGCAUGAGCCUAAUGAAACAGCGUUCAGCGAGGAUGCAGUUGUAACCCGGAGCAUCGUAGAUAACAUACGAGCAUUCUAGGCAGAU